This is a messenger RNA of Raphanus sativus (radish), 1276 nucleotides long. RefSeq lists its product as uncharacterized. Lineage: Eukaryota; Viridiplantae; Streptophyta; Magnoliopsida; Brassicales; Brassicaceae. The record is from RefSeq and is a predicted model, not a curated record. The transcript has 2 exons. The coding region runs from base 57 to 1172 and encodes 371 amino acids.
AUAAUAACCAGAGAAUUUGAGGAGUUUCCUAACCACAAAAAAAAAGAAACAGAAGAAUGGAAAAGCUGUCGUCAGCAGCCGUAGUUCCUCAGCUUCUCCGCAACGUAAUCAUCGCCGUCGUCGUUUUCGCCGAUGAAUCUCUCCUCCAAAUCUCCGCAAACUCCAAACUCCUCGAGAAACUCCGCAUGUUCCUCGUCGCGUGCUUCCUCUUCUUCCUACGCUCGAUUCCAACCGUCGUCUCCUUCGCAAACUCUAGUCCGGAUAGAGGUUACAGCUUCACGGCAGAGAAGAAGAAUAAGAAGCUCGAGAUCGGCGACUGCGCGUCGGAGUCGGGCAUCGGUAGAGCGAUAUGGCAGUUGCUGUCGGCUAUGAACGAGAUCCCGGUGAAUUCUAGAAAGUAUGAAGUCGUUAGAUCCUUGGCGGAGAGACUAAUCGAGGAGAAUCACGGACAGAACUCGUUGGCCUUGUUCGACUUGAACCGUAGGGUUUUGAACGCGUCGUUUCGGAGAACGCUAGGCCGGUUAGAGGCGGCGGUUGAUAAGAACCGGAGCGGACCGGUUCGAAGUGGAUUGAACCGGGUGGUGAGAGCUGCGGUUAGAGCCGUUGGAGAUGGAUUCACGAGUUUGGGUGGGGAGGAGGCGGUGGAUCAGUCUGCGGAAACGGCGGAGAAGCUGGCGGCGGAGCUGCUUUGGUUGGCGGAGAAGAUGUCGGUUUAUGGGUUCGUUGAUGAAGCCGUUGAGAAAUGGUCUUCGGCUUCUAACUUGGCUUGGCUGGCGCUUUGGUCUGAACCAAGACUUCAAUGUUCUAUGGUCCAAAUUUCAGCCUUGUUGCUCAAGGAAGCAGCAGCAGCAGGAGAGAAAUGGGGAGAGAUAAAGAAGAAGAUGCUUAUCUCGUGGCUUCCGUUGCUGUGUCGUGCUAGCAACGGAGCGGAUAAACCGGUUUUGAAAAGCGCGGAAAGGGCUGAGCUAGAGAAAGUGUUGGAGAAGAUGAUAUCAGAGCUGGAAGAAGAGGAGCAAGAGCAAGUUCUAUCGCUUUGGCUUCACCAUUACACAGCCUGCUCUUCCUCCGACUGGCCUGACCUCAACGGCUCUUAUGUUCGUUGGUGUCAUUCUUCUCGCAAGCUUUUGCUCCUAAACUGUGAUGAUUCACAGACCAAAAGCUUAACUAAUUAGAUUUGUUAUAUGUAGUUUGCUCAAGAUUUCAAUACCACUUGUUGUUGGUAGGUAAGUAAAACAUAUGAUACAUUUAUGUGCAUUGGAAAUAGUCUAUAACUCUA